This is a messenger RNA of Bipolaris maydis ATCC 48331, 230 nucleotides long. The record is from RefSeq and is a predicted model, not a curated record. Lineage: Eukaryota; Fungi; Ascomycota; Dothideomycetes; Pleosporales; Pleosporaceae.
UUUACCUCUACGUGCGGGUACAAUGUGCAUAGCGCGCGUCACAAGAGCAGUGCGUUCCAGAUAUUACUAAGUGAGUAUCUCUCCGAGUAUCACAUUGUGGUUUUGCUGAGGUUGGGGUUUGCAGGCGUGACAAUAGCAACUGUGAAUGUGGCCCAAUACUACUCGGUAGCGAGAUACCCUCAUCAUUCACUGUCCAAUACCAACAAUGCUUAAUACAAUACACGUUUCCC